AUGGAGCAAGUCGAUGUUACGAUUGUUGGUGGUGGCCCUACUGGCCUCUUUGUUGCCCUUCUUCUUCAACCAUUGGGUAUCUCAGUCCGUGUCCUAGACGAGAAGCCUUGCUCUUUAGAACUUGGCCGAGCUGAUGCUCUAAACGCCCGAACUCAGCAAUACUUCGAGGUUGCUGGCAUCCUUGAUAAGCUACUCCCAGACGGCCUGAAAUGCAACACGAGUUCCACUUUCAAAGACGGCAACUUCAAAUCUCGUCAAAACGAGUGGUGGGUUGGUAUUGAGCACGCCUACCACAAGAACUUUCUCAUGAUCGGACAACCUGUCGUCGAACAGGUAAUGCGUAAUCGUCUAGGUGAUUCUGUCAACUAUAAUGAGCACGUCAUCAACAUCACUGAAGAUGAAGAGUUUGUUACAGUAACGACAAGCUCUGGUCGAAAGGUUUCCAGCAAGUAUGUCGUUGGUGCUGAUGGUGCACGGUCGUUUGUCAGAAACACCCUUGGUAUCAGUUUCACUGGCACCAAACCGGAGAUGACAUGGGCUGUUCUGGAUACUUUUCUGGAUACUGACUUUCCUGUCUGUUCUGAGAUUAUUACCUUUGAGCUCAAUGGAGAGUCUCGAGUUGCAUGGAUUCCAAGAGAAAGAGCGAUGUCUCGAUUCUAUGUUUUGCUAAAGGGUGAGAUUACCCAACAAUUGGCAGAAGAGUCUAUCAAGCAGCAUCUCGCUCCAUACAGAGUUGAGUUUCCCAAAACCGAGUGGUUCAGCACUUUCCACGUCAAGGAGCGUCUUGCUAGUUCCUUCAUCUCCAAAGAAGGUCAUGGAAGAAUCAUUUUGGCUGGAGAUGCUGCCCACGUUCACUCCGUCAACGGUGGCCAAGGUCUCAACACAGGUGUCUCAGAUGCCUUUGCACUAGCGUGGCGCCUGGCAGCACUCGUACGACCCUCCAACCUUACCACCGAAUCAAGAAAUAUCAUCCUUCGCAGUUACGAUUUUGAACGUCGAUCCACCGCUGCUCAAGUAAUCGGAGUGGCUGCAGCACUAGUCAGGGACACGGUGCAUACAGCCAAGAAGUAUGUAUCCACCAUCGAACGAAAUGCCGGCUUCAUCACAGGCAUGGGUGUCAACUAUAGUGAGUUCGCCACCCCACUUGUGCAAGGCAUUGAACAUGGCAUAUGGAGACCUGGAUAUAGGUGUCCAGAUGUUGUCAUGGCGGCAACUUCUGGGGAGACGACGCGACUCUAUCAGAACGUUGCAUAUGGAAAAUUCAUUGUCUUGGCUAUAGGCAAGCGUUUCCCCAAUGGGUCGAUUUCGGGUCCUGUUUACACCAUCUUGCCUGAUGGGACGACCAAUGGACAUGUUCAGUUGGAUCAGGACAGGGAUGGUGACAAGACUUUUACUGCGGAUUGGGUAAAGAAUGAUUCGGCUAUUGUGAUUGUUCGACCGGAUAUGUAUGUCGGAUAUGCUGGGACUGCUGAAGAUGAUGGAUGGAAAAGAUAUUUGGAUGGUUACUGUGGGAAAUCUUGA
Fusarium pseudograminearum CS3096 is the source of this 1521-nucleotide messenger RNA. RefSeq lists its product as uncharacterized. NCBI's taxonomy places the organism in Eukaryota, Fungi, Ascomycota, Sordariomycetes, Hypocreales, Nectriaceae. The record is from RefSeq and is a predicted model, not a curated record. Gene Ontology annotation, molecular function: FAD binding. The transcript has 5 exons. The coding region runs from base 1 to 1521 and encodes 506 amino acids.